This is a messenger RNA of Neopelma chrysocephalum (saffron-crested tyrant-manakin), 3295 nucleotides long. It is a transcript of the gene MAPK13, whose product is annotated as mitogen-activated protein kinase 13. Gene Ontology annotation, biological process: protein phosphorylation; MAPK cascade. Gene Ontology annotation, molecular function: MAP kinase activity; ATP binding. The transcript is spliced from 12 exons. Gene Ontology annotation, cellular component: cytoplasm; nucleus. Bases 1776 to 3077 code for a protein of 433 amino acids. The record is from RefSeq and is a predicted model, not a curated record. Lineage: Eukaryota; Metazoa; Chordata; Aves; Passeriformes; Pipridae.
UAAAACCAACCUAAAAAUCAGUGAGAAUUUAAUUGGGGGAGGGGGGAAAUUACACCUAUAAAAUCAAAUUACUCUCAUGAAGCUUAAGAGUCAGUGUGCAACCCUUGCAAAUUGUUGUCCAACUAUGCUCCAGUCAUUGGUAGGGCCAUCACAGGUGAGAACAACUCGGAGUUUGGGUAGGUCCAUGAUGAAAUGUCUAUUACUAGAAGGGAAGCAAAAGUAAAAAUUGUAACUUAUCAUCACCUCCAGCUGCACUGUCGAGGUGCCUGGAGAAGAAUGUAUGGGUCAUCCCAUCACUUCUUUUGGUGGAUGUGGCAGAGUUAGGUUUGCGGUUAGAUUUGACCUUCAAGAUUAUCUUUUCCAACCUAAAGGUUUCUAUGAAUCUAAAAUUUGCUGUUUGAUUUGGUCACUUGAAUUAACUCAUAUUUUUACAGCCCAGACAUGCUGCAACUAUUUAGGACUCCUUAAUUGUGUGCUGAUUACCUUCAUGUGCACAAGUAGUUGAGCAAGAGUUGCAUUCAUCAAAUAACCGAGGAGUUACAUGUUUGCUUAUGGACCAGGAGUUUUUGCUGUGACACUUCUUGCUCACAGGUGUAUUUAUAGAACCCAGCCAAGCAGAUGGUUCAUUUCCUGACUGUGCUGUUGCUACAGCCAGGGCUGAUUUACACAGAUAUGCAUAAGCAGGCUUAAAAUACUACCAUAAUGCCUUGGCCCUAGCUUGUGUUUUAUAAAGCAGCAGGCUGUACUCGUGGCUGUAGCAUGGUUACUUGAAGAACAUAAGGGUCAAUGCUGAUAGGAAUUGCAGUGGUUGCCUGUAAGCAGGGACAAUGAAUCUUUCCCAACCCCCUGAUAGUGCUUUUUGUGUAUUUUUCAUUUGACAGGUCACUUGGCUCUAAUUUUGCUGCACAGAUAUUCUUGGAGCAGGGACACCUCUGCAGAUUACCUGUAUGGAAGGAGCAGAGGCUCUAGGCAGGGUGGAGGGCUGGUGAGGUAGAACACUGUGUAAGCAGCUAGGCUGGCUUGGUAAGGCACAGCUUAGUCACUUCCUUUGGGAAGCAUGUAGGAUGCACCUACCUCCUGUGUGGGAGCCCUGCCUGAGCCUCCUAAUGUUGGAGCAAAAUGUUGAGGUGCCAUCUGCUUACUAGGAAUGGACCUUCUUGCAGGCUGGGUUUGCUGGUCUGGCCUGGUCAUGGUAGGCACAGCAGUGAACCUGGGCUCUCUGGUGUCCAUGAAGACCCCAAGAAGGGGUUAGACCUGCUGUGGGAGAUGAAACCAGAUGCAGCAAACAGUUCUCAGGAUGUUCCCAUCUCACAGCUGCUCCUGAACCUCCUCCCAAUAGUCACUUGGAUAUAGGUGGAGAACCUCAGCCUACUUUCAGCACAUCCCUGCACUGCUGGAAAGCCAGACUUCGGAGAACAUUGCCAUCACUUCCUUGCUCUUUUAUGGAUGUAACACUGUGUGUUCUUUGUCAUGAGGCUGAAGCUGUCCUUCAUCAGCUUUAAAGAAGAAUGUCCCUGCUUGUCUGACAAGGUGCUGUGGCUUGUCCCUCGGAUUCCCCAGCUUGACAAGUCCUUACUCAUCCACUUGUUUGGAGGACGGAUUUCAUGAGACCCCCUCCAAGCUGCAUAAGGAUAUUUCUUGGCUUGUGAAGGCAGGAGAGUAAGAGCUCCAGGUGACAGGGCUCCCAGGGGUGUGCCUGAGCAGGGCUGGGUGCUCCACUCCUAUAGCAGAGCCCAGAGGCACCUGUACAAGACUGAGGCGUGUCAGGAAACCUGAUGCCUCACCUCUGCCAAUGUGGAGGCGGAGGGAGGAGGGCCAAAAGACAUGUCCCUUCAUGCUCGCAACAGCUGAAAACAGAGAAGGAAAUUCGCUGGAGCCUUUUUUACCAGCGCAGGAGGCCUCACAGUCACGCUCUCACCCCAGAGACCCUCCCGUACUCCAGUACUCUGGGGGGGUGGCACUCCCACACCCGUCGGGCGAUGAACAUCGCAAGGAGAAGAGGCUUUUACAGACAGGAGGUGAACAACACCCUCUGGGAGCUGCCCAGGAGAUACACAUCCCUCCACCCGCUGGGGUCUGGAGCCUACGGCUCGGUGUGUUCAGCCAUAGACAAGAAGACAGGGGAGAAAGUGGCUAUCAAGAAGCUCUGCCGCCCAUUCCAGUCAGAGAUCUUUGCCAAGAGAGCAUACAGAGAGCUGAUGCUGUUGAAGCACAUGCAACAUGAGAACGUCAUUGGGCUGCUUGAUGUCUUUACCUCCACUGCCUCCUACCAGGGGUUCCAGGACUUCUACCUGGUGAUGCCAUACAUGCGGACAGAUUUACAAAAGAUCAUGGGACAUGAAUUCAGUGACGAAAAGAUCCAGUACCUGGUCUACCAAAUGCUGAAAGGGCUGAAGUAUAUUCAUUCAGCCGGCAUCAUACACAGGGACCUGAAGCCAAGUAAUCUGGCUGUGAACGAAGACUGUCAGCUAAAGAUUUUGGAUUUUGGCUUGGCCAGACAUGCUGAUGCUGAAAUGACUGGCUAUGUGGUUACACGAUGGUACAGAGCCCCAGAAGUCAUCCUGAACUGGAUGCAUUACAACCAGACAGUGGAUAUCUGGUCUAUUGGCUGUAUCAUGGCAGAAAUGCUGACUGGGAAAACGCUGUUUAAAGGCAAAGACUACCUGGAUCAACUGACUCAGAUCCUGAAAGUAACGGGGCAUCCAGGAGAAGACUUCUUGGAGAAGUUGGAGGAUAAAGCGGCUAAGAGUUAUAUCAAGUCCCUUCCUAAAAUCCCCAAGAAGGAUUUGUCUGUGCUUUUCCCUAAAGCAAAUCCUCAGGCUGUGGACCUGCUUGACAAGAUGUUGCAGCUUGAUGUGGAAAAGCGCCUUACAGCCACAGAGGCAUUGGCUCACCCCUUUUUCGACCAGUUCCGAGAUGUCGAGGAGGAGACAGAAGCACAACAGUCCUAUGAUGAUUCUCUGGAACAUGAAAAGCUUUCAAUAGAUGAGUGGAAAAAGCUUAUUUACAAGGAGAUCUUGUCCUUCAGUCCCAUUGCACGGAAGGAUUCCAAGAAGCAAAGUGGGAUGUCAUUAUAGUGACUGAUGCCGCUGUGGCUGGGAUUCACUUCUCCUCGACGACAGAUGGGAUUUAUUCCUCACUGCCUUGCUGGUGGCUAUCGUUUGGCCUGCGGGACUUCUCUGCGUGCCAACACAAGGAUGGCACUAUGCUGUGGGUAUUGAACUUUGUUCUACCAAAAGGGAAGCACUCCAGACAGUUUUCAACAUAAAAGAUAAAUAUAUUCCUGUUGAAACUU